Colletotrichum higginsianum IMI 349063 is the source of this 531-nucleotide messenger RNA. RefSeq lists its product as uncharacterized. The record is from RefSeq and is a predicted model, not a curated record. The transcript has a single exon. Bases 1 to 531 code for a protein of 176 amino acids. Lineage: Eukaryota; Fungi; Ascomycota; Sordariomycetes; Glomerellales; Glomerellaceae.
AUGGACCCCCACAACCACCCUCAGUCGCUUACGCCCCUUCGACACCAAACGGAUAGGGAAACCGGAAACAUCUGGGAGGAAAGCAUCUACAGGAUGUACGGAGACAUCAAGACACCCAAGGAGCCGCCACCGCCACCACCACCACCAGCCAACCCAAAACAUCAACCGCAACUCGGUUUUGAGCAGCCGGAAGAGGACGAAGCAGACGACUCUUUCGAUGAGGGGGUCUCAUGGCACCCCGGCCCUCAGCUGGAACCGCAAUGGCCCCGCUAUAGCCGGCCCCCACAAUUCCGGGCCGGAGCGAUCGGAGCAGAGACGUCAGGCCCCGCCCCGAGGUCAGCCGUUGAACCAGCAGCACAACAGCAUAACGGCAAAGGGAAUUAUUGGCGCUUGCAUGUCAGCGUCGACGUCGGUGGUGGCGGUGACAGUGGCCGCUCUUGGUUGUGGAGCACCAACGGACGCGUAGGGCUCAACAUCAACUUUGGAACCCCGUUUGCGAAUGCCGCUGAUCCGCUGAUUUCCCUCCGGUAG